AGACUGUACAGACUCCCAUCGCAGCAUUGUACUAUAUUUCAACUUCUCUUUUCCGCACCAUUUUCAUGUGCAGAAUGUACCCCUCAAAAUGAUGACCCCUAAAUUUCUUCCUAGAGUAACGAGUUGCCUCGUGACCUUGAGAUCGCCCGCCAGCGGUCAAAGUCCAUACGAAGACUGCCCACGAGUCACGAGGUCGAUACAAAGUCCUCGGCUAUAUAAUCCAUUUGCAAGUCAUACGAUGCAAGCAAGCCAGCAUCGGCUCGAUGUCCACACCUGCUGAAGGAGCUGGUAUUUUUUGUGCAGACCAUCCUGAUAGAGAGAAAGAAAUCACGAACAGAUCCUCAGCUUGAAGGACUCAUAUUUACCAUAUAUUUGACAAACGAGUCGGUGGUAGCGGAUCGGAUCCAUUCCUUCUGAGGCAAUCGACGGCUCUGUGAAGGAGAAGCUGAUAGGAUUUGCAAGAUACUGGUAAAUAUGAAUGCACUUUCGUCUACCGGUAGCUUCUUCCUACUGGAUGAUCCAAAUGCGCAGCGUCGACAGACGAAUGGAUCUGGAGCAGGUGCUUUAAUAAAUGUCAGGAUGAUGUCGGUGCGAGAUGUGGCUCCGCAGGGGGCCAUCAGAGAAAUCUCCCUCCAGUUGUGGGAUACCAAAAAUAGCCGGAAAUUAUGGGGCUCGGGCUCGGCUUCAGCUGGCUGCCAAAACCUGGCCAUGCGACAAUGCCACUACUUCACAGGGAGUAGAACUCCAUCUCUGACCGCGGCCAUUGUGAUACCAUCCAGCACGGAGGACCGGCUUCAUUCAGCGAUCGCUAUGGCAGGACUUUUUGGCACCCGACUGAGGAACCCCCUGAAACUAGAACGAGAGCAUGUCCUCACCGAACAACAAGUUUCCAAGGCGAAAGAAGCAUUCGACAAAUUCAUCGGAUCCGUGCAAUCGAAUCCGGAGAGGAGAGAAGGAGCAUACCCAUACUACCUUCUGCACAAACCUGGAGAAUCCGUGUAUGGAACAGUUUUAUUUUUCCAUGGCUUUUCAGCCAAGCCCGAUCAGAUGUGGCGGCUUGCUCAGUACUUAUUCGACAAUGGCUUCAACGUGUACCAACCUGCGCUAGCCAACCACUAUCUCACCAACCCUGACAAGAACUGGCCUCAGGUCGAUCUUAAACCACAAUGGAAAGGCCCAAUUCGAGAGAAGUGGUUACAGGAUCCAGUGCUAAAGGGUGCUAUCGAUAGCCUUGGCGGCCUCACUGAAGUGACUCAAGAGCAGUUGGAUUUUGUAUUAAACAGAGUAAUGGCUCUGUCACCGGAUAUGGACGAUAUUGUAGACGCGAUAAAUGAUGGAGACUAUACAGCCGCAUUCAAGAAGUACUUCGAUUCCACCCACUUGAAAUACGUGGAGGAUGCGGAGGCACGCCUGAAGGAAUGUGAAUCACUUCCAGGUCCCGCGUUCUCCAUCGGACUGUCUGUGGGAGGAGCAGCUGCUUUGGCCCUUGGUGCCCAUCAACCGGACAAAAUUGCCAAAGUUGUCGCUUAUGCUCCACUUUUGAGGCAAGUAGGUGAAGUUACAAGACAAGCCUCGCUAAUCGCAGGCCCACUGGACGUGAAGAGAUAUGGAUGGGAUCCCAACUUGCAGUUUACAGUGGGUUGUUACGCCGCCAGUGAUGUGUUCGGAAGCCACGUACUGAAGGAAGCUGACAAAAUCGCUUCAAUUCCCACUUUUCUGAUGCUCACUGAGAACGACGACUCGGCCGACAUUCCUACCAACAAAGCAUUCAACGAGCAUCUGAAUGCCCUAUCAGGACGAUCAGGAACACCCCAUUUGCAGGGCAUGUACACCGCCGAUAUGAGAGUACCGCAUCCGAUGGUGGAUCCCGUGGAGGUGAGUCAGAACAUGACGAACAGAUACUGGGCAAGCCUAUACCAGGAGACAUUCCGUUUUUUGACCCAGGGAGUCGUGAACCAGGCGCAGUUGAAAAGUCAGUCGCAGGAUUCAUCAUUACCUGCUGUGCCCCCUGUUUAGGUGGAUUCGAAAAGGAGGUCGAAUCGCUGAUAGUUAGUAGUAGUUGACAGCAUUGCUCUACCCUUUCCGCAGUAGGCACACUAUUGAUCAGGAGGACGAUUGAUAGUCGAUCAGGAUCAGGACUGCACUACGAGAUGACCUGACUCUGCUUUUCAUGCCCCUGUGCUCAUGCCAAGUGUUGACAAUUACAAAGGGAACCAGAGCAAUCUCGUGAAAUGAGUUGCGACCUGCUCCGUUCCAUGCCAACCCCAUCGCCUCCGCAACACUGCGCCACAGACAACGACACAGACAUCUCUCACAUUGUCUGUGGUUUGAGUUCGAUUGAGAUCAUGUAUACCUUUCGUGUUUCUGUUGCACGAUCCGGUCAGGUUCUGCUGUUCUCGCUGAAUGUAAUGUAAUAUAAUCUGAUCUUGAGCAUAAAUUGACACCC
Molecule: messenger RNA, 2446 nt
Organism: Marchantia polymorpha subsp. ruderalis
Lineage: Eukaryota; Viridiplantae; Streptophyta; Marchantiopsida; Marchantiales; Marchantiaceae
Source: the annotation of a GenBank genome assembly